CACUGUUAAUCUGAGAGGAGAAGAAGGAGGGUAGUAAAUCCAGUCUAUUGUUGUGAUUAAGUUUGCUGGUUAUUGCAGCAGCUCUGCGCGGCUGUUUAUCAUCACCAUGACCAACAUGCAGUCCCUCAGCAUCUUCCUGACGGAGCGCUUAAUGCUGGCAGCGCAGGAAAUUUUCAAAGCAGUGGAAGUUACCGUUACUGAAUACCACGACGAGAUUUCCCGCUCCAGACAAGAAAACGAGCUGCUGAAAAGCAGACUGCUGGAGGCAGGUAUCCCGUUUUAUCCAGAAUUACAGCCGGGUCUGUCCGUCUUCCAUGGAGAACCCUGUGUUGGAUCUGAGAGAGGAGAUCCAGGUGAGAAGAUUCAUGUGAAGCAAGAACCAAGUGUUUCAAGGGAAGAGCAUCGAGUUCCACCUCCUCAAACAAGCGCGCCUGAAGAGCCCGUUUCCCCAAGUGUAUGUCUAGAUGAUGAACAGAGAAUUGAAGACAUGCUACACCCACAGAUGACGGACAGCAGCCCGAGUCCUUUACUCCAGGCUCAUCAGUGUAUGCAGAUUAAAGAAGAAAGCGAUGAAUGCAAGUCUGGUUUGGGAGCAGAGAUUUUCUGCACAUCACAGAGCAGUACUUCUGAUGAACUGAGCAGCGCUGUUGCUUCCAAUCACACGAGUGGGCUUGAGACUGAACUGGACAGACUUUCCUCAAUGCAUAAUGCCUCAGAGAUGCCACUAAGUAGCAAAGAAAAACGUGCACAUCACAGGCAGAGGGUUAACUCGGACCCUAAAGCAAGAGCCGAGUAUCUUGCUAAAAGGAAAGAAAGUUAUCAGAGAAGGAAACAGCUGGGAAAGAUUAAAUAUAUAAAGUCAUCUGACCUGCCAAAGACCGAGAGGAAGAAACAGAGAGCGCAAUGGAGGGCUGCAUCCAAAAAUUACAGGCAGAGAAAAAAGAUAGCUGAGGCAGUGUUCAAUGUUCUGCCUCUAUCCAUGGAGUUCACUUCACCAGUCCUGGAAGAUGUAGAUGUAAACCGCACAGCACAAGAGCACUCAGCCAAUACAGCUCAAGCUUUUGCAGACUCUUUACAUCUAAAGGAGGCAUUUAGUCUACUUCACUGGUGUCCUCCAGCCCGCAGAGCAAGCAGACCAGAGAGCAAGCAGCUUGAAAAACUUUAACUAGGAAAACAGUCCACUUGAAGGAAACAUCAAGUGACCUGUCUUCAUGAGCUAUGUUGCAAGUCCCGGAUCAUCAUCUGUGAUGGCCUUCCACCUGGUUCUUAAAGUUUUACAGUGUGGUAGAAAGAACUGGUUCAUUUGGCUGAAGUCUCAUUUUUCUACACAUUAUGACCAAAAGUUUGUGGACGUGUCCUUAAAACAUUACACCAUCACACCCAUAUCUGGGACUAACCCCACAUUGUUCCCACAAAGUUGGAAGCAUACAAUUAUGCAGAAUGCAAAUACUGUGCACUGUGCACUCUACAGUCUAGUGUAUGCAUUGUGGAAGGGUACUAUACUAUCAUCUUAAAUGGAACACAAACCUUUUUUACUUAGCUGUUUCCCAGAUGAUGGCAAAAGAUGUCAAACGCACGUAAUCCAACUCUGCUAGCUUUUGCAGUAUGCAACGACUUUUUAUAAUUUUUAUAAUCUUAUUAUAUUUUUAUAACUUUUUAUAAUUAUAUAAUAUAAUUUAUUUACAAUAAAAAAUAAAUGACAAAGUGGCCUAAUUUAAGAAAUUUUUUAAAUGUCUUUUCUACCUUAGUGACAUCGGCUAUAUUCAUCCAGCUUCAGCAUUUUUUUCUCCUACCUCGUGGUAGCUCCGCCCACCUGCUGCGAGUGUUGAGUGCAUUAAGGCUACGUCUACAUUAAUCCGGAUAAAUUUGAAAACAGAUUAUCGCUUUCAGUCGUUUCCCAAAAGUCGGUCAUCCACACUGAAACGUCUGAAAAGGCUUACGUCCCUGUACUGCACAUAAGUAAAAUGAAGACGAGAAAACAGCAAUUUCAGAUUGAUCCACUUUGGAGAGCUUUUUUCGUUUCGAAAGAUACGUUUUCGUUGACUAAAAGUGUGGACGGAUAGAAAAGUGUGUGAACAUGGCCUAAGUGUUCUAUUGUUUUGUUUUUUUCUGUUUGAAUAACUGCAUCAUCCGGGGAACCUGAAAUGCAGUACACACAAUAUUUAUACUACACAAUGGUGUUGAAAAGUGCACAAGCAUGCAAUUUGGGACACAACUUUUAUAUGCUAUGGCUUUACAGUUUCCCUUCACUGGAACUAAGUGGCCCAAAGCAAUGCCCCCAUGCACAAAUUGAUUGAAGUGAAGAUCUUCACUGUGAAGAGUGUCUUCACAAUGCCCUGACCUCAACCCCACUGAAUAGCAUUGGAAUGAACUGGGACACUGACUGCACCUCAAACCUCACCUACGUUCAGUGCUGUUGGAGCUGAAUGGCCAGAAAUUCCCAGCAGAAGUUUGUAACUUAUUAUAAAUGCAAAUGUAAGCUCAAUCUUGAAUGGAAUGUUCAGAAAGCACAUACAUAUGUUAUGUCAGGUGUCCACAAACAUUUGAUCAUAUUGUGUACUUUGGUGAAGAUCUUAAAUUUCAGAAUCAGAGCCAACAACCUUGUUCUUCUGUAGUGCUUGGCUGCAGUUAAACAUGCUGUGAUUCAGAUUCUAUUGAAUUUGAUGAAAUUUAAUGAAAAGUUCACACAGUAGGUCUCCUUUAUCAAGCUGGUAUAUGACCAAGUUUAUUUGCGAAUAAUUGGUAGUUGCGCCUCCACAAGAAAUAAGGACCACAAAAACAUUUGUACCCUAUGUGAGACCUUAAGUUUGUGUACAAUUUUGUUUAAGCAGGCUCAUUAAUAUAAAACAUCAGUUUUCAUCUUGAGGAGUAAUAACGUACAUGUAUAUGUAAGCCAAACUGAACAAAAUAUUUAGACCAGAUUUACAAAAGUAGCAGCCAAACCAUGCUAAAGGUUUUUAAGCUAUUUAUAAUUGACCGCAUGUUAUGCCAAACAAAACUGUCCAGCUUUCAAUAACCCCAAAAAGUCGUACUGGUCUCUAAAUAUCUGUUGCCUCCUAAGAACCUCAAAUGCUAACUCUUGCAGUAUCCUGUAAUGUCAAUCAACCAUCAUAUGAGCUACACAAAUCUGUUCCUCUCCAGCUUGAUAAAUGAAGCACACAAUUUUUUUAAACAUGCAUUCCACUUAUUCUAAACCAUUUUUAAAAAAUGUCUUGUUAAUGUUUUAUAAAAAUGUUAUAUGAAAAUUAAAAGUUAAUAAAUCUGGUUUAUUCUGCCGUAUGGAAAUGAUUGUGUAUUUGAUAAUUUUUUACCAUGCAUGAUCAUUUGAUAUGUCUCUGUGACCCAUCAUGUGAAGCAACCAAUAAUGGCAAUAGUAUUAU
Messenger RNA from Hemibagrus wyckioides, 3380 nucleotides. RefSeq lists its product as uncharacterized. The record is from RefSeq and is a predicted model, not a curated record. The transcript is spliced from 4 exons. Bases 107 to 1165 code for a protein of 352 amino acids. NCBI's taxonomy places the organism in Eukaryota, Metazoa, Chordata, Actinopteri, Siluriformes, Bagridae. Gene Ontology annotation, biological process: regulation of transcription by RNA polymerase II. Gene Ontology annotation, molecular function: DNA-binding transcription factor activity; RNA polymerase II cis-regulatory region sequence-specific DNA binding.